This is a messenger RNA of Coturnix japonica (Japanese quail), 473 nucleotides long. Lineage: Eukaryota; Metazoa; Chordata; Aves; Galliformes; Phasianidae. The record is from RefSeq and is a predicted model, not a curated record.
UUUGAGUCGGGUCGGACCGGGUCGGUCCCGCAGACCGUCUGCUGCACGUGGAGGACAGUCGGCACGUGGCCGUGUACCACCGCGGGCGGUUCUUCCGGGUCUGGUUGUACCACGGGGGGGCCCCGCUCCGACCCGCCGACCUGGAGAUGCAGUUUGAGCGGAUCAUCCAGAACCGGGACAAGCCCCAACCGGGAGAGGAGCAGCUGGCGGCGUUAACGGCAGGAGAACGCGCCCCCUGGGCCGAGGUUCGCUCGCGGUUCUUCAGCAGCGGCGCCAACCAGGCGUCGCUGGCGGCCAUUGAACGCGCCGCGUUCUUUGUGACGCUGGACGAGGAGUCGCACGGUUACGAACCGCGGCGCGACGAUUGUCUGGACCGAUACGCAAAGUCACUGCUGCACGGAAACUGCUGCGACCGGUACGGGGACACCGCGACCCACAUAGAGCCCCAUAGCGACCCAUAGCGCCACAUAGCG